Messenger RNA from Vigna unguiculata (cowpea), 4553 nucleotides. Its product is annotated as DNA glycosylase/AP lyase ROS1-like. Gene Ontology annotation, molecular function: DNA demethylase activity; 4 iron, 4 sulfur cluster binding; DNA N-glycosylase activity. Gene Ontology annotation, biological process: chromosomal 5-methylcytosine DNA demethylation pathway; base-excision repair. The record is from RefSeq and is a predicted model, not a curated record. NCBI's taxonomy places the organism in Eukaryota, Viridiplantae, Streptophyta, Magnoliopsida, Fabales, Fabaceae.
GAGUGCGCUUGUAAACGAAAAAACAGCUCAGAAAAUAAUCAUAAACCACAGCUUUCAGAAACAAAAGAGCAUUGUGUUACAAGGAAACAGAUACACACUUACAAAUUUAAACUACUAAAUCAAAGCAUAGUUUGUUUUACAAACUUCUAAAAGAAAAAGUUAAAAUUUGAAACUUCAGCUCUCCAAUCAUGCUAGUGAUAAAUCAGCAGACCGAUUGUCUUUUGUGACUAUUUUGAUCCAUAUCUUGGGCAUUGGGGCUUGCACAUUACAUUUCAUUGUAAUAGUCCGACUCUAAUUGACAUUUAAACAAUUUCAUGUUGCAGGCUCAUCAUACUUCGAUUACUGUAGCAAGACAUUUGCUCAAAUUGCACCACACCAAGAUGUUGUCAUUGCAGCAGAAACCAGAAAAGAUGCCAUUGAAGAAAGGAACCGCGAAGGGGAAGACCAUAACACCACAUCCACAAUGUGCUAUAAUCCUCACAGCAAAAUAAAUGAGCUGACAACAGAAGUGGCUGCUGUAUCAGCACCACAAGAGGAGAUAAGCCGGGGCAUUGACCUGAAUAAAACGCCUCAACCAAAACCAAAAACAAGAAAGCACCGGCCCAAGGUCAUAAACGAAGGCCAACCAAAAAGAACAAUCAAGAAAGCCGCUGCAGAAACUGUUCAAUCUAAAAAAAACCGAGCUGACAAGAGGAAGCAAAGGAAAGGAUUGAACACAGCUUCUACUCCACAAACAGAAGGGAGAGGAGAUUGGACAUCGGGGCCUGCAUCAACCGCGAAGACAUGUAAUAGGUCCUUGAAUUUUGAAAAUACGCCCUUUGCCAAUGCCAGCAGCUCAAGCAAUUGGGUGGCUGAUCAUAAUGGACUUCAAGAGUGUCCAAAUAACUCCAUUGGCAGAGACGGUUGGGGCAAAGGAUGUGGAUUACAAGCUCUCGGUUCUAAGAGAAAACAACCUGGUAUUGAACAGGCAGAUAAUACCAGCAUUAAUCUGUUAGGAGCAGAACAUAAUGCUAUGCAGGCAUACUACCUGAACCUGAAGUAUGAGGUUCAAUUUCCAAAUGUUCAGAAGAAAAGGAGAAGCGUCAAGGGGAGAAUUUCCGAGGCACCACGUAAAUCUUGCUGGGCCUCUGGUUCAGAUUAUACUGCAGCUGGAGUCCCAGUCUUGAUUCAGGACAAACAUCCCCUUCAGUACGCCUUAUCCUUAGGGCAGAAGAGGCCGACCAAAAGCAGAUCAAGAGCUUCUACAAGAACUCAUGUUGAUCUAUCACAUACUGCAAAGCAAACAGGUACCUCUGCUAGACGAACAUUUGGUGAUGUAGAAGGGCCACAGACAUGCAUUGAUGCUUUAUUUGCAGAUAUAGGACCAUCACUACCAAAAAAGAAACGAACAGGAAAGAGAAGAAGUCCUGUCAAUUCUGCAUCCUCCUGCAAAAAUGAAAGACAAGCCUGUGUAGAAGAAUGGAAAAAAUGGAAAAAAAUUGUGGACGGUUUAACAGAGCAAUUUACGUUCCUAAACAUCAAUAGAGAAGCCCAAGUGCUUGAAGCCCAAGAGCUUGAGUCGCAUGGACAGCUUGUUCCUUAUAACCAGCCAAAUGGCACCAUCGUUCCCUACAAACCCAAAAAGCAGAGCGUACGACCUAAAGUUUAUCUUGAUGAGGAAACAGCUAAAGUUUGGACGCUUUUACUUGAGGAUAGUAAUAGUAGUGGGAUUGAUGGAAGUGAUGCAGAAAAGGCGAUAUGGUGGGAACAAGAACGAAAAGUGUUUCGGGGAAGGGCAGAGACAUUCAUUGCAAAGAUGCAUCGAGUACAAGGAGACAGGCGCUUUUCGAUGUGGAAGGGAUCUGUCGUGGAUUCUGUGGUUGGAGUAUUCCUCACUCAAAAUGUAUCAGACCACCUUUCGAGUUCUGCAUUCAUGGCACUUGCUUCUCGAUUUCCUCUGAAGUCAACGAGUACAUGCCACAAGGAGAGUACAUGCCACAAGGAGAGCAUGAGUUCGACAGACAAUGAACUACCAGUUUGCACCGUGCAUCCAGAAGGAAAUGGAAACCGAGGUAAUGAAUCAGACAGCAAAAUGUUUGAAUCAGUUGAAAGACAUAACAGUGAACAUAGCCCAGUGGAAAGUGUAAUGACUGAGGAAGGGUUACAUGACUUUUCAACUGAUCAAAAUCCUGAAAAGAUAGGAUCAUUCUCGGAUAGCAACUCAGAAAUAGAAGACCCGUUAAGCACUGCUCAGUUCAAUAUUUAUAAUAACAGGGCUUCAUUCCUAGAGCUUUUAGAAAUGGCAAGUUCAACCAAGUUGCCUGAAGUUAAUGGGCAAAGAAGCAAAGCAACCGAGAGCUUUACAAAAACAAGUGAUCAGCCCAUAGACCUGAACUAUGACAACCAGACAGGAAACUUGGAAAAAUCAGACGCUACUCCAUACACUUUAGAACCACCCAUGACCAGUCAAACUCAAGAAUCGAAGCAGAAAGAAAAGCAAAAAGACGUUGGUAGUCCCAACCAUGAAAAGAGGAAAGGAAAGGGUAAAAAGCAAUUAGCCUCAGAAAAGGGUAAGAAAAAAUCUGCCUCGGCGGAACCAAAAAGCAAAAAGAAAGAAGAGAAUAACUUUGAUUGGGAUAGUUUAAGAGUACAAGCACAAGCUCGGGCAGGGAAAAGAGAAAAGACAGAGAACACCAUGGACUCUGUGGACUGGGAUGCCGUGAGACGUGCUGACGUCAAAGAAAUAUCCAAAACAAUCAAAGAAAGGGGCAUGAACAACAUGCUUGCUGACCGUAUUCAGAGUUUCCUCAAUCGAUUGGUUGAUAAGCACGAGGGCAUCGAUCUUGAGUGGCUGAGAGACGUUCCACCUGACCAAGCAAAAAAGUUCUUGCUCAGCAUAAAGGGACUGGGAUUGAAAAGUGUGGAGUGUGUUAGACUCUUAACACUGCACCAUCUUGCAUUUCCGGUGGACACAAAUGUUGGACGCAUAGCGGUACGUUUGGGAUGGGUACCUCUCCAGCCGCUGCCAGAGUCACUACAGUUGCAUCUUCUAGAAUUGUACCCAGUGUUGGAUGCUGUACAAAAAUAUCUCUGGCCUCGACUCUGCAAGCUAGACCAAAGAACAUUGUAUGAGCUGCACUACCAGUUGAUCACAUUUGGAAAGGUUUUCUGUACUAAAAGCAAACCGAAUUGCAACGCAUGCCCGAUGAGAGGGGAAUGCAGACACUUUGCAAGCGCCUUUGCAAGUGCAAGACUUGCCCUGCCAGCACCAGAGGAGAACAGAAUGGUGGCCACAUCCGGAGACAAUGCAACCGAGGGGAAGCAAUCACAAGUUAUAAAUCAGAUGCCCUUGCUUCUCCCUGAAAAUCCAAUUGAAGAGGCACUUCAACAAAACCAAAUGAUCAUUCACCCUCUAGUUGAAGAACCAGCAAGUCCAAAGCCUGAACGUUCACAACCGUCACGAGUUGUUGAUAUAGAGGACGCCUUCAAAAAGGAUUCAUUUGAAAUUCCAAACAUAGAAGUAGACAUGGAAGUGUUCAAUUUGAGUCUACGAAACUAUGUGCAACAAAAUAUGGAACUUCAAAAAGGGGAAAUGUCAAAGGCCUUGGUUGCUUUAAAUCCGGAUGAGGCAUGCAUACCUACACCCAAACUGAAGAAUGUGAGCAGGUUGAGAACAGAGCAUUACGUUUAUGAACUACCCGACUCACAUCCUCUUCUGAAUGGGUGGGAAAUGCGAGAACCAGAUGAUCCAGGCAAAUACCUUCUAGCUAUAUGGACCCCAGGAGAGACAGCAGAUUCCAUACAGCCACCAGAAAUAAGAUGCAGCUCUCAGGACAGUGACCAGCUUUGUAAAGAAAAUGAAUGUUAUGCAUGUAACAGUCGCCGUGAAUCAAAUUCACAGAUAGUUCGAGGAACUAUCCUGAUACCAUGUCGAACAGCUAUGAAAGGGAGCUUUCCACUAAAUGGGACCUACUUUCAAGUCAAUGAGGUUUUCGCUGAUAAUGACUCGAGUAUAAACCCAGUUAGUGUUCCCCGCAGUUGGAUCUGGAACCUUGGUAGGAAAACGGUAUAUUUUGGGACCUCCGUGUCAGCGAUAUUUAAAGGUUUAUCGACACAAACCAUUCAACAAAACUUUUGGAGAGGAUAUGUCUGUGUGCGAGGAUUUGACAGGGAAACGAGAUCGCCUCGGCCUCUGUUGGCUAGAUUACACUUCCCAGCUAGCAAGAAGCCUAAGACGCCUAAGAUUCCUAAGACGCCUAAGAAAAAGGACAACACCAAAGAGAAGUCGAACCCAGUAAAUUGAUUUAAACAAAAUAAAAAAUCAGCAAGAAUUGUUUUCCAGCAUUCGGGAGACAAGUGAAGCAUCGAGAGCAAUAAAUAUUAUUCAACAUUCAUCUUGUAUCCUGUGUAUUAUAGCAGAGUCAUUGUCAUGCUAAAGUACUUGGCAAUAUCCUCAGUUUAGGACUAGGACCAAGAGAGUAGAAUGGCACCAAAUUUGCUGUAUAUGACAGUGUAGUUCGAGUUGUAAUAUUUAUCAGAUUUUAACUUCAAUUUCAAUAUCUUAGAUGCAUAUA